AUGAAGGGUUUGGAAUCCAAUCCUACCGCGUACGCAACGUUGUCGUUGCAUGAGUCUGAUCUCAUCAGAUUUACCUACUUCCCCGAGGAUAUCUACCAGAAAGCCGAAAGCGUCCUGAGAAACUCUUGGCCUCCAGGCAUCAAGAAGGAGACCUUCUAUGCCGGUUCGUACCAGUACAAGCUCAAGGGGCGGCCGUGGAACCCCCACCGCCAAGCCGAGUCGGUUGGUUCCCGAAGACUCCUGCGGGAUAUUCUCGACUUCUUAUACCGCUGCGGCUGGGUCCUGACAACCUCCAUCAACCUGAGCGAGCGAGUCGGAAAGAGGGACACGAUGCUGUUCAAGAAGAAGUUGUUUGAACCUCUGCCCCCACCCGCCAAGUUCCUCGCCGUUCAGUUAUCCAAGCAGAACAAGCUUCUUCUCCACAGCGAUGAUGCAGACCUGAUUGAAGGUUUCAGCACGGUGAUCGACAAUUUGGCCUGCUUCGACAAGGCGUACUGGAGCCAUGAUGCUUUUAUGUUCACCACCAAGGGCAAGCCAUGGUGGGCCAGCCGAGAGCAGUCGAUGCAGGUCAAGAACAUCAUCAUGGGUAUCAUGAACUUCCUGGAAAGCCGUGGGUGGAAAUGUUAUGGCACUGUCCGCCAUCAAACCGAGUCGGCGGAUAGGAAGCACUGCGAUUCGUGGUACUUUAUGAAGCCACAACAAGGGGUAGAAGAGCUCUUAGCCGGUCUAGACGACCAUCCAGUGGUCGACCGGUUGCACUUGCUGGACUGA
Pseudomassariella vexata is the source of this 771-nucleotide messenger RNA. RefSeq lists its product as uncharacterized. Lineage: Eukaryota; Fungi; Ascomycota; Sordariomycetes; Amphisphaeriales; Pseudomassariaceae. Bases 1 to 771 code for a protein of 256 amino acids. The record is from RefSeq and is a predicted model, not a curated record. The transcript has a single exon.